Gigantopelta aegis is the source of this 2483-nucleotide messenger RNA. RefSeq names its product coiled-coil domain-containing protein 125-like. The transcript has 11 exons. The record is from RefSeq and is a predicted model, not a curated record. Gene Ontology annotation, cellular component: cytoplasm. The coding region runs from base 192 to 1733 and encodes 513 amino acids. Lineage: Eukaryota; Metazoa; Mollusca; Gastropoda; Neomphalida; Peltospiridae. Gene Ontology annotation, biological process: negative regulation of cell motility; negative regulation of Rho protein signal transduction.
UUUGAACUUUAGAAUUUGGUCGUAAAAGAGAUUUUAAUGUGGCGUUAUUUUCUCUAAAGCAACAAGUGCCAACAACGUUUCACUUCCGGUUGUUGUUCGGCUCAUCCGUCGACGAAGCUUACGUUGAAAGUUUAUUUACAAGUGUCAACUUUGACAUGCAGUGCUGCCAUUGAAGUUGGUUCAUAAAAAAAAUGGACCAUAUACCAUGCAGCCACAAUCAAAACAAGCAGUCCGAUGAUAAAUUUAACAUCGUCUGCGGUGAUUUAGGACUUGGAGAAGGUCUCAAACCGGGUGGGCUCGCGACGUUUCUGCAACUUGACGGAAUAAAAGAUGGUUCGUCAUGCCAGUGCCAAAGUUUUAUUUCCAAAGCUAACGGUUCAGAAAGCCGUUUCAGUGACGCUGUCGCCACACCUAAAAAUAAACAAUCUAAAUCUUUAAUCGGCAGAAGUAAAAGUAAAUCUCUGUCGUCUGCAACAGAGUCGGGUAGUGCUGAAAGGUGUGAGGAAAACUUCCCGACGUACGCCGACGUUCCUCUAGGAACUUCGCUCCGGCAACAGAAAAAGAUUUACGAACAGAACCUUGACUCCUUACUUAAAAAGCAUGGCUGCUCAGCAUCUGUGGAGUCAAAUGGAAGUAAUGUUUAUCGUGAUAAAAAUGAAAAUAAUUGGCCAGGAGAUGGGAAAAUGUUAACUAGUGAUGAAAUUGAGAGAAAACUCUUUGAAGCAAUGCAGGAAGUGGAGGAGUUAAAAAUUGAACUUGACACUUGUCAGAAGCGACUGGAAGCCAAAUACGAGGCGAUCGCAAUCUUGAAGGCUCAGACUAAUGCAGCUGAAGAGAGUGUUCAGAAAAAUAAAAGAUUUGUCAAAGAAUACAGUAAACGUGUGGCUGAGGAAGUGAACCAGCUGCAGUUUGAACUGGAGUACCAGGAGUCGUCUUUCAUGGACAGCCAGCAGACUUGGGCUGUCAGAUUCGAUAGAGUUUGCCAGGAGAAUGCUUAUUUGAUGUCGUGUCUUGAAGCCCGGUCAGAGGAACUACGUCGAGCCAAUUCUCACAAGAUGGCUCUUGUCCGUGAAAGAGAUGAACUGGUGGCAUUACUGGACGUGCGUGACAAGACGAAGUAUGAAAAGUCUAAAAGUCAGUCGUCCGACGAGGAUUAUGGAACAUACUCGUGUGUUGAGCUGGCUGUGUUAGGAGCAUGUCAGUGUCGCCAGUCGAACCCAGAGCCCUGUCGCUGUGCACAUGCUGCAGCUAACCUGCGCAAAGACAUUGCUAGGCAACGAGAUGAGAUUGAGCUAUACAAACAUCGGCGCGACGAGGCCUACAUGACGGUUGAUGCGUACCGGAAGGCGUUUGAGGAACAGCUCCAGAAGACCAAGACGCUCAGUCUCAGGUUCGCCGAACUCGCCGUGCCAGGGUCGUCGAAGGCCGUGAAGGCCAAGGCCGCCAUCAAGUGGCUCAUCAGUGUCCUCAAUGAUGAUGACCUGAAUGAUCCGGUGAACCAGCCAGCCAAGUCCAGGACGACACUGAACGGUCCGUUUCCGAAUGAUUUGAACACCAAGUCCACCAAUGGACCAAUGAGCCCCCAGGAUCUGGUCACACUGUUAACAGAAAUGCUUCAUGAAAAGUCUGAAGCCCUUGCCCACCAGAAGCUUGCUGCCCAAGUUCUUGCCAGUAAAUUACAUGCAGCCGAAAGUAAACUAGCAGCACGCGGAGAUGAGGUUUUUACUCAAUAACAAACACUUUCAGCCAUUUCCAGUCUGGCCAAGAAGUUGAAAGUCAUGACCUCAUAUGAUUAAAAGAGAAAGUGUCAGCAGUUUUCAGUCUUAGUCUGGCUAAUAACUUUGAGGUUAUGAUCACAGAAUCUAAAAGUAAAAGUUGAACAUUCACAGGCUUCCAGUCUAAGGUUAUGACCACAUUAUCUGAUUACAAGUUAAAUGUUUAUUGGUUUCCAGUCUAGUCAAUAAAUGAGGUUAUCACUACAUCAUCUAAUAUCUAAAAUUAAGAGUUAAACAUUCAAGGGCUUCCAGUCUAAAGUUAUCACUACAUUAUCUGAUUAAAACUCAUUGGCUUCCAGUCUGGCCAAUAACUCUGAGGUUAUGACCCCAUUAUCUGAUUAGAUGUUAAACAUUCAAGGGCUUCCACUCUAAGGCUAUCACUACAUUAUCUGAUUAAAACUCUUUGGCUUCCAGUCUGGCCAAUAACUCUGAGGUUAUGACCACAUCAUCUGAAUAAAAGUUAAACAUUCAUGGGCUUCCAGUCUGAGGUUAUGACCAUAUAAUCUGAUUAAAAGUCUAGCCAAUAACUCUGAGGUUAUGAUCACAUCAUCUAAGACCGACUCACAAGUUUAUAGAUUGUCUGCCUCUUAAAUUGGAGGUUAUGGCUACUUAAAGGUAGGGUCAACUCAAACAAGAGCCUUAUGUGUUGGAAAGAUGCAUACCCGGACCACCAACACAUACUGACACUUUAGCAAAUGAAAAACGCGU